ACACUUGGAUCAACUGCCCUACGGUAUCGGUAUUGGAUAGGAAACGAGAGAUAGUGGAGUGGUUAUCUUCGCUAGAGUCAUACGGAAACCAACAGGACAAAAGACACCAAGACGUCCGGCACAGAAGGGUCGAUGGGAUUGGAGAAUGGCUUUUACAAACCGACCAAUUUUUGAAGUGGCGAGAUUGCGAGGAUGGGUCGGUCGAUGCGACUCUGUUGUGUAGUGGGGGACCGGGGGUAGGAAAGACCUAUCUCAGGUAAGCUUUUGCGAAUUCAUGGAAGACGCAUCACUAACAAUAUCAGCUCCGUGGUGAUUGAUAGGUUGUGCGAUAGGAGCGAGGGAAGCAGUGUCUCUGUCGCCUAUAUUUAUUGCAAUUUCCAGACCCAAAAAUCGCAAGCCACAGCACAUAUGCUGGGUAGUCUUCUCAAGCAGGUAGUUUGUGGGUUAGAAGUUAUUCCUGAAGAGAUUGGUUGUGCGUUUCAGAAGGCGAAGCAAGGUCAAGACGGUCGAGGUCUUACGGUUUCCGAAUUUCUUAAGCUACUACGGGCUACCCUCAAGUCACGGAAACGGACUUUUGUAUGCAUUGAUGCGCUAGACGAAUGCGCGACGGAGUAUCGGCCCGAAUUGUUUCGCUCGCUACACUCCCUAGUUAGGAAUUCUCCAAAUAUUCGACUAUUUG
Tuber aestivum (summer truffle) is the source of this 679-nucleotide messenger RNA. NCBI's taxonomy places the organism in Eukaryota, Fungi, Ascomycota, Pezizomycetes, Pezizales, Tuberaceae. The record is from the annotation of a GenBank genome assembly.